CACGCAGCUGAAGACAAAACUGAAUGAGUGUUCUAGUGUUCUGACCAGAGAUCGCAACUUCCAUCAAGACAACAGAACAGUCUAAAGACAUGACUAUGUCCUGCGACAACCAGCAAGGAGACCAGUUGGAUUUGAAGGAGAGAAUAUGUACCUUUUUAAAGGUGAAGAAACAAGGAUCCACUGCCCUCCAGAUAGCGAAGGCUGUUGGAUUAAAGACGGCCAAGGAUGUAAACCGUGUCCUGUACGCUUUAAACAAAGCUGGACGUCUUUAUGUAACACCAGACAUUCCACCAGUCUGGUCUGUGAGUGUUCCAGAGUCAGAUCGAGUGCCUAGUCCUUCUGAGACCCCUGGCAUCACAGUGGAGGAACUGAGAAGGGUGCUGAUGUCACAGAGUGAUGGAAGAAGGAUGAGUGCGCCACAAAUUGCCAGAGAAUUGGGCCAAUCACGAAACUUAGUGACUAUGUCCUGCGACAACCAGCAAGGAGACCAGUUGGACUUGAAGGAGAGAAUAUGUACCUUUUUAAAGGUGAAGAAACAAGGAUCCACUGCCCUCCAGAUAGCGAAGGCUGUUGGACUGAAGACGGCCAAGGAUGUAAACAGUGUCCUGUACACUUUAAAAAGAGCUGGACUUCUUUAUGUAACACUAGACAUUCCACCAGUCUGGUCUGUGGAGAAACCAGGGGCGGCGUCUGUCUCUGUGAGUGUUCCAGAGUCAGAUCGAGUGCCUAGUCCUUCUGAGACCCCUGGCAUCACAGAGGAGGAACUGAGGAGGGUGCUGAUGUCAAAGAGUGAUGGAAGAGGGAUGAGUGCACAACAAAUUGCCAGAGAAUUGGGCCAAUCAAGAAAAUUAGUGAAUAAGCAUCUUUAUGACCUGCAAAGUAGCGGCAAGGCAGAAAAGUUGGGAGAGAAAGUGUGGAAAAUGAAGGAUGAAGCAAGCUGUGGAGCAAAGCUUAUUAAAUACGAGAGUGAGGCCAGUCCCCUCUGGCUUCCUGACCCACAGUGAGGCCAGUCUGUCCUCUCUGGCUUCCUAACCCACAGUGAUGCCAGUCUGUCCUCUCUGGCUUCCUGACCCACAGUGAUUCCAGUCUGUCCCUGACCCACAGUGAUGCCAGUCUGGCCUCUCUGGCUUCCUGACCCACAGUGAUGCCAGUCUGUCCUCUCUGGCUUCCUGACCCACAGUGAUGCCAGUCUGUCCUCUCUGGCUUCCUGACCCACAGUGAUGCCAGUCUGUCCUCUCUGGCUUCCUGACCCACAGUGAUUCCAGUCUGUCCCUGACCCACAGUGAUGCCAGUCUGUCCUCUCUGGCUUCCUGACCCACAGUGAUGCCAGUCUGUCCUCUCUGGCUUCCUGACCCACAGUGAUGCCAGUCUGUCCUCUCUGGCUUCCUGACCCACAGUGAUGCCAGUCUGUCCUCUCUGGCUUCCUGACCCACAGUGAUGCCAGUCUGUCCUCUCUGGCUUCCUGACCCACAGUGAUGCCAGUCUGUCCUCUCUGGCUUCCUGACCCACAGUGAUGCCAGUCUGUCCUCUCUGGCUUCCUGACCCACAGUGAUGCCAGUCUCCUCUGGCUAACCAUGUUUUUUUGAUGUUGUCUCUAAUUCUGUUUUUGGUUAAGGUUUGGCUUUGUUUGGGCUCUUUUACAUGGUAACAGCAAAACUGAAUCUCUCUCUCUCUCUCUGCAGUUAUGAUCCAGAUAUCUCCAUCACACCAAGUAGACCCCUCUUUAUUAAAUCAAACUGUUCCUAGAUGACCCAGAGGACUACGAUCCCAUUCUCCUGUGAAGAAAAACGCAAAUGACCUCACAAGCUACCCUCACUAUUAAAACAUUCACCCUAGUCUACCCUCACUAUUAAAACAUUCACCCUAGGCUACCCUCACUAUUAAAACAUUCACCCUAGGCUACCCUCACUAUUAAAACAUUCACCCUAGGCUACUCUCACUAUUAAAACAUUCACCCUAGGCUACCCUCACUAUUAAAACAUUCACCCUAGGCUACCCUCACUAUUAAAACAUUUACCAUAGGCUACCCUCACUAUUAAAAAAUUCACCCUAGGCUACCCUCACUAUUAAAACAUUCACCCUAGGCUACCCUCACUAUUAAAACAUUCACCCUAGGCUACCCUCACUAUUAAAACAUUCACCCUAGGCUACCCUCACUAUUAAAACAUUUACCAUAGGCUACCCUCACUAUUAAAACAUUCACCCUAGGCUACCCUCACUAUUAAAACAUUCACCCUAGGCUACCCUCACUAUUAAAACAUUCACCCUAGGCUACCCUCACUAUUAAAACAUUUACCAUAGGCUACCCUCACUAUUAAAACAUUCACCAUAGGCUACCCUCACUAUUAAAACAUUUACCAUAGGCUACCCUCACUAUUAAAACAUUCACCCUAGGCUACCCUCACUAUUAAAACAUUCACCCUAGGCUACCCUCACUAUUAAAACAUUCACCCUAGUCUACCCUCACUAUUAAAACAUUCACCCUAGGCUACCCUCACUAUUAAAACAUUCACCCUAGGCUACCCUCACUAUUAAAACAUUCACCCUAGUCUACCCUCACUAUUAAAACAUUCACCCUAGUCUACCCUCACUAUUAUAACAUUCACCAUAGGCUACCCUCACUAUUAAAACAUUCACCCUAGUCUACCCUCACUAUUAAAACAUUCACCCUAGUCUACCCUCACUAUUAAAACAUUUACCAUAGGCUACCCUCACUAUUAAAACAUUCACCCUAGGCUACCCUCACUAUUAAAACAUUUACCAUAGGCUACCCUCACUAUUAAAACAUUUACCAUAGGCUACCCUCACUAUUAAAACAUUUACCAUAGGCUACCCUCACUAUUAAAACAUUCACCCUAGUCUACCCUCACUAUUAAAACAUUCACCCUAGUCUACCCUCACUAUUAAAACAUUCACCCUAGUCUACCCUCACUAUUAAAACAUUCACCCUAGUCUACCCUCACUAUUAAAACAUUCACCCUAGUCUACCCUCACUAUUAAAACAUUCACCCUAGUCUACCCUCACUAUUAAAACAUUCACCCUAGGCUACCCUCACUAUUAAAACAUUUACCAUAGGCUACCCUCACUAUUAAAACAUUCACCCUAGGCUACCCUCACUAUUAAAACAUUCACCCUAGGCUACCCUCACUAUUAAAACAUUCACCCUAGGCUACCCUCACUAUUAAAACAUUUACCAUAGGCUACCCUCACUAUUAAAACAUUCACCAUAGGCUACCCUCACUAUUAAAACAUUUACCAUAGGCUACCCUCACAACACAAAUUGGAUGGAAAAACGUACGCCGUGAAGAUUGUGCAGAAUAUGG
This is a messenger RNA of Salvelinus fontinalis (brook trout), 3324 nucleotides long. Its product is annotated as double-stranded RNA-specific adenosine deaminase-like. Gene Ontology annotation, cellular component: nucleus. The transcript has 4 exons. Gene Ontology annotation, biological process: positive regulation of type I interferon-mediated signaling pathway. The record is from RefSeq and is a predicted model, not a curated record. The coding region runs from base 90 to 1004 and encodes 304 amino acids. Lineage: Eukaryota; Metazoa; Chordata; Actinopteri; Salmoniformes; Salmonidae. Gene Ontology annotation, molecular function: double-stranded RNA adenosine deaminase activity; RNA binding; DNA binding.